This is a messenger RNA of Oryza sativa Japonica Group (Japanese rice), 4640 nucleotides long. Lineage: Eukaryota; Viridiplantae; Streptophyta; Magnoliopsida; Poales; Poaceae. The record is from RefSeq and is a predicted model, not a curated record.
UGAUGGGCCCCGGAAUCACUCUCCGUCCCUCGGUAACUGUAAGCUCCUCAUGGCGAGCCGGAGCCGGUGACCGCUGGCGGCGGCGGCGGCGGCGGCGGAGGCGGAGGCGGGAGGCGAGGGUUACUCGGGAUACGGCGGCCCGAGAGGAGAUGGCAGCAGGUUGCAACAGGCGUUCCAUGGUUUCAGGGCUCCACACCCUCCGGGUGACGCCGAGCCGGGGAGUAUCGCCGUCUUGGAGAACCUAGGCCUCCUAUCGCCAAAUCUACGCCCAUCAACGAGACCUAUCAGCUGCGCUGGGAUUACUUCCGAGGGGAAUAAUAGAAAUGGCUGGAGAGACUUGAUGAAGAUGGAUAGGUGGGUGACUGAACCCUUGGGUGAUAGCUGGUUGUUGGCAACUUGGCGUGCAACUUGGUACAUCACUCAUUACAGGGAGAAGCGCAUGCUAGUUGAGAUGGAGGAGCUCCUCUGCUUCUUCACGGUAGAACAUCACUAUCACAGGUAAUUGAACCAAACUGUGUAGCUUGUAGCCUCUCUUAUGGAGGUCGGACCAAGUCACUGGUUAAUUGAGCCUAUCUUUGACUGCUGAUAUCUCAUGGGAUCCUGUUGUGACAUAAUUCAUGUUUCAUGGGGUUCUAUAGUUUUAGCUUUCAUGGCAUUCGAUCCAUAAAAAAUGGACCUACAGUACAAGCGUCAAGUAAAUCACAUGACCAGUGUUUCAGAAAUGCAUAAUUUGUGUUUGAAAAAAGAGAGACAUGAUUUGAAGAAGUUUCAUGGACGUAUCAAGUAGAUUAGAAAGAUUUGCGCGGAGUAUCCGAGUAGGGACAGAGGAGACUCCUGGUUACCAUUCCACGUACAUUUUCUAAAUCCUAUCCUCUAAUAGUAGAGUUUCCAAGGGUUGAUGGGAAUCCAUUCCAAUUGGCCAUCGCCAUCUCUGUCCCAAUCACAUACUGUUCUGCUCUGCUUGAGAGUGAACUCCCUUAUGUUUUUUUGCAAUUUUUCCAUGUGAAAGAUUAUUUCGAUAGCAGUGGCUUCCACUUCCAGAAUUUGGAGGCUUAUCUGGAGCAGUGGCUAGAAGUGAAUGGACUGCAAAUUUGAUAGAUCCUUCUAGACUGCAGCUGGAAAGAUGACCUGCUAGAAGAGGCAGAUUUAAGGCUUGAUGGAUAGAGGAGAGAGGAACCUAGUCCAAAUGAAAACACCUAUAAGUAAGUAGCAGCUGGCCACAAGUACAUGACGACCUACGCACUGCUGCUGCUCCAACUGGCCUGCAUCGUAUUCUGCAAGGGUUUGGUUUGUCACUCACUCCUCAUGAGUUAGUUUCUGCCAGAAAGAGUGAAAAUUUACCAUUGUUGGACUUUUACUGAGGAAUAUAAAUAGCUCUUAUGGUAAAAGGACAUCUAAAUUGUGCUGUCCUUUUUUCAGCUUUGCAUAUAAUAGGAAGGUGAUACACAAUACUCAUAGCGUUGGCAUGAAGCCUAUUGCAAUUGGACAGUCGUUCGUUCUGCUACUGGUUUUUAGUACUGUGAGUGUUGUCAUUUGCUCUGAUGGAAAUGAGACAGAUCGGCUGUCACUGCUUCAGUUCAAACAGGCUAUCAGCCUCGACCCACAGCAUGCCUUGCUCUCCUGGAAUGAUAGCACCCAUUUCUGCAGCUGGGAAGGUGUCUCAUGUAGUUUGAGGUAUCCACGUCGUGUCACUUCCCUUGAUCUAUCUAACAGAGGUUUGGUGGGGCUCAUAUCUCCUUCACUUGGAAACCUGACAUCUCUUGAACACCUCUUCCUGAAUACCAAUCAACUCAGCGGACAAAUCCCUCCGUCACUUGGUCACUUGCAUCACCUUCGAUCACUUUACUUAGCAAACAACACGCUACAAGGCAACAUACCUAGCUUUGCUAAUUGUUCUGCUCUCAAAAUACUUCAUCUAAGCCGCAAUCAGAUUGUUGGACGUAUUCCCAAAAAUGUUCAUUUACCACCAAGUAUUAGUCAACUGAUAGUAAACGAUAAUAACCUUACUGGUACCAUCCCCACUUCACUUGGCGAUGUUGCGACACUAAAUAUACUUAUUGUUUCAUACAAUUAUAUUGAAGGCAGUAUCCCGGAUGAAAUUGGAAAGAUGCCUGUCUUGACAAACUUGUAUGUGGGUGGAAACAAUUUAUCUGGUCGAUUUCCACUAGCUCUCACAAACAUUUCUUCUCUUGUUGAACUGGGACUUGGCUUCAAUUAUUUUCAUGGUGGUCUGCCGCCAAAUCUUGGUACUUCUCUACCCAGGCUUCAGGUGCUUGAAAUAGCUUCUAAUCUCUUUGAAGGACACCUCCCUUAUUCCAUUUCAAAUGCUACUAGUCUUUACACCAUAGACUUUUCAAGCAAUUAUUUCUCUGGGGUGGUGCCAAGUUCCAUCGGUAUGCUUAAGGAGCUUUCCUUGUUGAAUCUUGAGUGGAAUCAGUUUGAGUCGUUCAAUAAUAAAGAUUUGGAGUUCCUGCACAGCCUAAGCAAUUGCACUGACCUUCAAGUGCUGGCACUGUAUGACAAUAAACUGAAGGGACAGAUACCAUAUUCAUUAGGCAACCUUUCUAUCCAGCUUCAGUACCUCUUUCUGGGAAGCAAUCAACUAUCAGGGGGCUUUCCCUCUGGCAUAAGAAACCUUCCCAACCUGAUUUCUCUAGGUUUGAAUGAAAACCAUUUUACCGGGAUAGUUCCAGAAUGGGUUGGCACACUUGCAAAUUUGGAAGGCAUAUACUUAGAUAACAACAAGUUUACAGGUUUUCUUCCAUCAUCCAUAUCCAAUAUAUCAAACCUGGAAGAUCUCCGCCUUUCCACAAAUCUAUUUGGAGGAAAAAUACCUGCAGGCUUGGGAAAACUCCAAGUCCUUCAUCUAAUGGAACUUUCUGAUAACAAUCUCCUUGGCAGCAUACCAGAGAGCAUUUUCAGCAUUCCAACGUUGACACGUUGUAUGCUAUCUUUCAACAAACUAGACGGGGCACUUCCCACUGAAAUUGGCAAUGCCAAGCAACUUGGAUCUCUGCAUCUAUCAGCAAAUAAGCUUACUGGGCAUAUUCCUAGCACCUUGAGUAACUGUGAUAGUUUGGAAGAACUACACUUAGAUCAAAAUUUUCUUAAUGGAAGCAUCCCCACAUCAUUAGGAAAUAUGCAAAGCUUAACAGCAGUCAACCUGUCUUAUAAUGACCUAUCAGGAUCCAUACCAGAUUCUCUUGGUAGAUUGCAAUCUCUUGAGCAACUAGAUUUGUCAUUCAACAAUCUGGUAGGAGAAGUCCCAGGCAUAGGGGUUUUCAAGAAUGCAACUGCCAUACGGUUAAACAGAAAUCAUGGGCUUUGUAAUGGGGCACUGGAGCUGGACCUACCCAGAUGCGCUACUAUAUCUUCUAGUGUUAGUAAGCACAAACCAUCUCAUCUACUCAUGUUUUUUGUCCCAUUUGCCAGUGUGGUUUCACUAGCUAUGGUCACAUGUAUCAUCCUGUUUUGGAGGAAAAAACAGAAAAAAGAAUUUGUCUCGUUACCUUCUUUUGGUAAGAAGUUUCCCAAAGUUUCUUAUAGGGAUCUAGCUAGGGCAACAGAUGGGUUCUCUGCAUCCAAUUUAAUUGGCACCGGAAGAUAUGGUUCAGUAUAUAUGGGGAAGUUAUUUCAUAGUAAAUGUCCAGUUGCUGUGAAAGUCUUCAAUCUUGACAUAAGAGGAACACAGAGGAGCUUUAUAUCAGAAUGUAAUGCUUUAAGAAAUCUUCGGCAUCGCAACAUUGUACGGAUUAUAACAGCUUGCUCAACAGUUGAUUCGAAAGGAAAUGAUUUCAAGGCUUUAAUUUAUGAAUUCAUGCCCAGAGGUGACCUGUAUCAAGUCCUAUAUUCAACCUGUGCUGAUGAAAAUUCUUCAACUAGCCAUUUUGGUUUGGCCCAAAGGGUUAGCAUAGUGAUGGAUAUAGCCAAUGCAUUGGAGUACCUGCACAAUCAUAACAAAGGAAUUAUUGUUCAUUGCGAUCUGAAGCCUAGCAACAUUCUCUUGGAUGAUAAUAUGACUGCUCAUGUUCGUGACUUUGGCCUUUCAAGGUUUGAAAUUUAUUCCAUGACAUCAUCUUUUGGUUGCUCAACUUCUUCAGUUGCAAUCAGUGGAACCAUAGGAUAUGUUGCUCCAGAAUGCGCAGAGAGUGGUCAAGUUUCAACAGCCACAGAUGUUUACAGCUUUGGUGUCGUUCUCCUUGAGAUAUUCAUCCGAAGGAGGCCAACAGAUGACAUGUUUAAUGAUGGACUGAGCAUCGCAAAAUUUGCAGAGUUGAACCUCCCUGAUAGGGUGUUGCAGAUUGUUGAUCCCCAGCUGCAGCAAGAUCUGGAGACUUGCCAAGAAACCCCGAUGGCCAUAAAAAAGAAACUCACAGAUUGCCUGCUUUCAGUCCUAAGUAUUGGUCUUUCUUGUACUAAAUCAUCCCCGAGUGAACGCAACAGCAUGAAGGAGGUGGCUAUAGAGUUGCAUAGAAUUUGGGAUGCAUAUCUCAGAGAAAACUAACACUUUUCCUACUAUCAGUUAUCGAAUUUUUUUUGUGUUAAUCAGGAGGUAUAUACCUCUGAUACUAUGAUGUAUUUAUAUAUAUACCUCUCAAUACCUUUCUAGAACCACGCAAAACCUCUCUUUUACAGUGUUA